Molecule: messenger RNA, 3378 nt
Organism: Anopheles funestus (African malaria mosquito)
Lineage: Eukaryota; Metazoa; Arthropoda; Insecta; Diptera; Culicidae
Product: CYFIP-related Rac1 interactor B
Exons: 5
Coding region: 150-1124 (324 amino acids)
Biological process (GO): regulation of actin filament polymerization
Molecular function (GO): small GTPase binding
Source: RefSeq, a predicted model, not a curated record
GAUCGAGUCGUCGUUUGUUGUCUGUCGUUUUAUUUAACCCGAAAACCGACAGAACUCGGUCUCAAUUACCAGUGAUUUUAAGAUAAAGUAUUAACACCGCGACAACAACACACACACACAAGUCCCAUCACACACGCGCGGAGUGAGUCAUGGGGAAGUUACUAAGCCUGCUGGCACGGGAUGAAUCAACCUGCUGCACACCGAAAACGUACGACGUGUUUCUGGACUUCGAAAAUGCUGCCCCGACCGACCUGGAGCGGGAAGUGUACGAAGAGGUCGACCAUGUCCUGCGCCAGUCCGAGAUCGUCCUGGACGAGAUCCAGUGUUAUAAGGGUGCUGGCAAGGAAAUUCGGGAAGCGAUUGCCGAUCCGUCACCGGAAUGUCAAGAAAAGGCCUGGAACAUUGUGAUACCGCUGGUGGAGAAGCUGAAGCGCUGCUACGAACAUUCCCUCGAGCUGGAACGGAUCGUGCCGAAGCUGCUGGGACAGCUGGUGGGUGGUCGGCUUAACCCUACACAGCACCUGGAAACACAGCAGGCACUCGUAAAACAGCUGGCCGAGAUUUUGGAGUUUGUGCUGAAGUUUGACGAGUACAAGAUGAAAACACCGGCGAUUCAGAACGAUUUUAGUUACUAUAGACGCAUCGCCAGCCGGCAGCGGCUAGACCAGACGAACGAGAUGAUCAUCAGUACGGAGCUGGCGAACCGAAUGUCGCUGUUCUAUGCACACGCAACCCCUAUGCUCAAGGUGCUCAGCGAAGCGACAUCGAAGUUCGUUCAGGAUAACUCUGACAACGUUGAUAAUACGACCGAAACGCUUGGCACGAUGGCGAAAGUUUGUCUACGGAUGCUCGAAAACCCUAAACUAUUGGCACAAAUCGAGCGGGAAGAAACACAUCUGCUGCUGCUGCGAGUAAUGGUCGGGCUGGUGAUACUGUACGAUCACGUCCAUCCGGUCGGAGCGUUCGCACGUGGCGCUCACGUAGACGUUAAGGGUUGCGUGCGGUUGCUACAGGCACAGCCGGCCGUUAAAGCGGAACCCUUGCUAAAUGCGCUCCGCUACACAACGAAACACCUGAACGAGGACAACACACCGAAAAACAUUCGAAAUCUGCUUGCUGCCUAAAACGACCCGUUGGUAGAUAUCACCACCACCACCACCACCACCAGCCCCAUAAUAGCACGUACUACUAUUAUAACGCUACUAUUAUCGACGGAUAUCUACGUUUACCAUUAGCAAAACAAAAGUGUGAACAAUUAGGAAACGUGUAUCACCGGCAGGCUCGUGAAAACUGAAACAUUAGAAACGUGCAAAGUGCUUUUGUUGUGUGGGGCUAAUAAUGGGGAAAGGGCUUUUGUUUUGCCAAUUCGGUGUGUGGGUGUCUAGCAGGCGGAAGAAGGUAAACACAGUCGGAUUAUAAAUAUUUUACCAAUAUAUUACACAUAAUUAUACACUUUUCCAUGAAGAGAGACACAUGCUAACUACAUACACAUACACACAAACGCACAUGCCUAGAACAAUCUACUUAUAGUUUUCACUUAUUAUUCCUCUUUUCCAAACACUAAACUAUUGAGCUAUCAGCUCUUAGAAACAAUACCUUAAAUUUACGUUCUACUUUAUCAUUGUUUUGUUCUACUUUAGCAUACAAAAAAAAGCUGUUUUAGUGCUUAUUGCUUUCGUUUGUUAUCUUCUUUGAAUUUGUUUUAAUUUUGAAUCACUGCACUGUAGUUUAAGAACGAACAAUUUAGCUUAUUCUAUACGUUAUUACUGUUCUACGGUAGGAAGAACACUGAUUAUGCCGGAAAAUAAGGAUUUGGAAGAUUAGAUAAUGUUUUAUUUUUGUCUUUCUGUUUCCUUUUUAUCUCCUGUUUGGCUAUACACAGCACUACACUAUAGAGACCCGAGCGGGAAAGGGUAACGAAAGAUAAGAUGGAACGUGCGGAAAGAGAAACAAAGAUUUUUUUUUAGUAAUUUAAAAACGAACAAACGUAUAAAAAUAUAUCCAUCUGCUAGGCAUUUAAGUAUAUCUUGGAUAAAGUAAUUAAAGAAAGCAGAAAUCAUUUAAUAGCGCGCACCUUUAUAAAUUGUAUAUGUAUGAUAAAGGGGCUGAGCUGUGCAGAAAGUGAGUGCUGUUUGGAUGGUAGAUAUGGAUAGCAGAAAUGGAUGACGGUUUAGCAACAAAUAAAUAAAUAUGUAACGUGUGAUAAGAAAACAAAACGGAAGUGAGAAAACAGCUAGUUCCGAUGAGGCGCAAACGCUGCUUCACAAACUUAGUGCAACAGUGUUCUGCUGACGCUGCGAGCGAGUGAAUUCUAGGACAUUUAUUUAGUAAACGCGCGCAUUAAUGCACACCCUCAAACGUGAACAAACGGUGUCGUUUGUUUCGUUCUGAUGAGUAACACACGGCAGACCCCAAUAUAAACCGAUAACACUCACAGGCGUUUUGUUUAGUGUGUUGAACAACAUUUGUUAGCAUUAGUAUUGCGCAACAUUGUUGGUUGGUUGAAACAGUAAAUUUUCAUCAAACGGUCUGAUUUUUUGAAACCAAAAGCGAACAAAAAUCAUGCACGGUAUUAAUCUUGUUCUGCGUACAACAUUCGAUAAGUGAUGACGAGAGCGAACGCGCACGGUUGUGUUAUUGCGUUAGUUAAUAUCUAAAACUAAAUUAUCAUCAACAUCGGUUCAAUCAGUGUUAAGUAGUUCACUACCGGAAAAGUUAAUUGGGGGAACUUUCCACCGGAAAGGAGGGUAUUGUUGCGAUCACAGAACGCGCGCCAAUAGCUUUAACACAAUUUUCUCCGUUAUACAUCUUACACGCGCAAAAUUCAUCUGCGCGCAUAAUUAACGGAAGGAAAAUUGAACUCCUCUCGGUAUCACCAGGUGGAUUAACAACGGGUUUUGUUUUUACAUCCACACAAACGAAAGAAGAAAAACGAAAUCUAUCAAAAGUUUUGAUUCAAAACUACUACUACUAUACACUGCUGCUGCCACAGAUUCAGAUGUGUUCUACUAUUUUACAACGGCAUAAAACAUAGCGUUUUAACAAGAAAGCAAGGAAACCGAAAUUUAUUGCAAAAACAGAAAAUGUAAUACCAAACGUUGUUACCGUAAAUUUGGAAAAUGUAACAUAAGGGUGAAAUAAUCAUGAGUAAAGGUGUAUAAAACACACAUCACAAGAAGAUCCAAGAACAAACACAAAACCCCCAACAGAUGAUGGAAGAUAAUAAUAAGCACAAAGCAUAUGCGCAAAAAGCGAAAAAAGCUGUUAGCAGAACAAACUACUCUCUAGCGACAAACGAAACUACUUAUGCGUUGAAUGUAACGUUUUUAUUGGUUUAACGAAUUCAGUUGUAGCUAAAAUUUUAUUGCUUUCUUUAUA